AUGGCUACUAGGAAAAAACAACAAAUUACCUUGUGCACUGUUGGUUAUGGUGACGUUGUCCCAACAACCUGGGCAGGAAAACUCAUCGCAGCUUUUUCAGCCAUUCUGGGAAUUUCAUUCUUCGCACUUCCAGCAGGGAUAUUAGGCUCGGGCUUUGCUUUAAAAGUUCAGCAGCAGCAACGCCAGAAACACCUUAUCCGGCGCCGUGUUCCCGCAGCGCAGCUCAUUCAGUGUCUAUGGAGGUGCUACGCCGCCGACACCAACUCUAUGUCGGUCGCUACCUGGAAACCUCACAUGACUCCCUGUCCAAGUCCUACAUCAGAACGUCCAUUUAAAACAAACGCUUCGUUUGUAAGUCGAUUUUCCACAAGACGAAGAGAUCGGUCCUGUUCGUCUAGCAAUUCCAUUUCUAAUAAUCCACAUUCCCCCUUACUUCCGAGAAAAGAUCAAAAUAAAAAGCCAAAUGGGUCAGAUCUAUCAGAAGAAGGAACUCUCGCUAUAAACAGCCUCUCUGUACCAACGGCUCAAGUGACCUGA
Messenger RNA from Saccostrea cuccullata (small rock oyster), 537 nucleotides. RefSeq names its product potassium voltage-gated channel subfamily KQT member 5-like. NCBI's taxonomy places the organism in Eukaryota, Metazoa, Mollusca, Bivalvia, Ostreida, Ostreidae. Gene Ontology annotation, molecular function: voltage-gated potassium channel activity. Gene Ontology annotation, biological process: potassium ion transmembrane transport. Bases 1 to 537 code for a protein of 178 amino acids. The transcript is spliced from 5 exons. The record is from RefSeq and is a predicted model, not a curated record. Gene Ontology annotation, cellular component: membrane; voltage-gated potassium channel complex.